This is a messenger RNA of Anopheles stephensi (Asian malaria mosquito), 5878 nucleotides long. Its product is annotated as homeobox protein abdominal-A homolog. Gene Ontology annotation, molecular function: RNA polymerase II cis-regulatory region sequence-specific DNA binding; DNA-binding transcription factor activity, RNA polymerase II-specific. NCBI's taxonomy places the organism in Eukaryota, Metazoa, Arthropoda, Insecta, Diptera, Culicidae. Gene Ontology annotation, cellular component: nucleus. Gene Ontology annotation, biological process: anterior/posterior pattern specification; negative regulation of transcription by RNA polymerase II. The transcript has 8 exons. The record is from RefSeq and is a predicted model, not a curated record. Bases 1073 to 2260 code for a protein of 395 amino acids.
AACUUCGGACUUCUACGAUCGCAUUUUUAUUAUUAUAAUAUUAAUAACAGUAAAAAUAAAGCAACACUCUGAAGCAGGCGUGCGAUCGGGUGGGCAAUUGUAGGAAUAAACGCGACCGUAGUCGUGUUUUCUAAAAUAGCCAACCGUUUUAGCGGCGUGCACAGGAAAGCUGAAUACCGUCGCAAUUUCUUUUGGAUUGUGGCUCGGUUUUUCGUUUUAUACGUGAAAAGUGUGUGACUAACAUGAUCGAAAUAUUCGGCCCAAUGUCUUUGUAGCGCCUGGGACAUACUUUAUCGCAGUGUACAUCUCAUCGCCAACGAGUUAUGGAUUUAAUUUCGGAAUGAGUAGUGAACCAUAAGUAUUGUGAAGCUCGUAGUGAUUGAAAUAAGUUCCUUCUGUAACGUUGUGCAAAGCAGUACAAAGCAUCGCGGUCAAAAGAGUGUUUUACGGAAGUGCCGUGAAGUGAUAUUACGGUUAUCGUGGCAGACGUGAUAUUUCUUGUGGGCCAAUGUGUGGAAAAGCAGCGAUAUAUUGAACACAACAACAAACAAGCAUGAGUGGUACUGACGGUGUGGUUCUACGCACGACACGUUUCCAUACUGAAUUACACGAGUAAAAUCAUGCAUAGGGCUUAGAGCAUUGAUUUGGAAUAGUCGCUGGAUCGUAGUGAAAAGGCAAAGCUACCGCUAUUCGAUUGAAAAUUUCUACGGGGUCGUAUCAGCUGCCAAAUCGUAUGUCAACUCAUUGUAUUUUCAAAUAAAUAGAACUCCUCUGGUGAUACACAGCGCUGUAGCUGUCCAGAAUAUACAAAAGUGAUUAAAAGGUAUUAUCGGUUAACAUUUGACCGAAUCUUGUGAUUACCGUCCGGAGCAUCUUCAGUGGAAGACAUCUGCGGCAUUGGCAGGACGCGGUUUGCAACAGAAUUGCAUAAAUUCUACGAGACGCUAGCCGUCUGGAGAUCGUAGUCAACAGAUCGGCGUCACUCCUUCCCUCAUUGAUACCUGCUGCAAAAAUCUUUAGCCUCUCUAUUCGCAACACCGUGCGCCCUUGGUGUACUCCAGGUGAUGCGGUCAUGUCAAAGUUUAUAAUCGAUAGCAUGCUACCGAAAUACGCCCAGUUCCAGCCGUUCAUUAGCUCUCAGAUCUCAUCCCAGUCCAUUUCCAACUCGAACUCGACAGUGUCGCAAACGCCAAACUCGGAAGGCAGUCCAUUGACCACCGGCAGUGAAGGCAGCCCAAACUCACCGCCAACCAGCAAAAUGUAUCCUUUCGUCUCAAAUCACCCAACUACGCACACUAGCUACUCAACGAUGCCAGGCUUCUCGGGUCUAGACGAUAAAUCGUGCAGUAGGUAUACCGAAAGUGUGAUGAACAGUUACCCACCGAUGGGAGUUCCCGGUAGUGCCAGUAUCGCACAAUUCUACCAACAGGCUGCUGCAGUGUCGGCCGCGUCUGCAGGCGUUGGCGUCGACUCGCUGGGGUCAGCCUGCUCCCAGCUUUCUUCGUCCGUCGGCGGGGGACAGUCCGGACUGCCAGAUAUAACACGUCAUCCGUGGCUAGUGACUGCAUCGCAAUCAGCUCUUCAGAAAUUUGCAAGUACAGAUUGGAUGAGUAACCCGUUUGAUCGAGUAGUUUGUGGCGACUUUGCAGAGCAACUUUCCUCCCUUAUAGGUCCCAACGGAUGUCCACGCCGGCGCGGUCGUCAAACCUACACCCGGUUUCAGACACUUGAGCUGGAGAAGGAAUUCCAUUUCAAUCACUAUCUCACCCGCCGACGAAGAAUCGAAAUUGCGCAUGCCCUGUGUCUAACGGAGCGACAGAUUAAAAUCUGGUUCCAAAACCGUCGCAUGAAAUUAAAGAAAGAGCUUCGUGCAGUCAAAGAAAUCAACGAACAGGCCCGACGCGAGCGCGAGGAACAAGACAAAAUGAAAAACGAAUCGCUUAAAUCCGCCCAACAGCAUCACAGCCAAAAACAAGGCCAGCAAGAGCACACGAUUGUUGGCUCGCAGCAAAGCAGUAACGGUGCUGGUGCUGGUGGUGGAGCUGGCAGUGGCGGUGGCGCUGGAAGCGGUGGCAGCACUGGAAACCUUGGGAGUCACCUGCACCAUCCGUCAAUCGUUUCGCAAAACGAUCUGAAGCUUGGACUCGGCGGAAUGGGCGUCGGCGUCGGAGGGAAUCUCAGUAUGAUGGGAGGUCUGGAUAAUAAAACGAAUCAAGACAUCCUGAAAGCAGUUAUGCAACAUAAUAAGCGAUGGGAUUAAUUUUCUUUUCGAAUGUUUGUAACACUUCAAUGAAAGUCAUCAUGAACUACCGUAGCACACACUAUGAAGCAAUCGUACUGUAUCAAAGAUCUUUUGUUAGUUGGAAAAGAUUCAGACAAACAUCAUCCGGUAGUUGUGCAAACCUAUUAUGUUGAGCAACACAGUAUCCAUACCUACUCCUAAACAUCCUUUUCCCCAUACCUACUAACAGCUUUUGGAUUGUAUCUACGUUCAUUCGAUUUUAUGCUAUUCGUUUUCAUAAUUAAUUUUUUUCUUUUUCUCUUUCUUUUCAUUACCCUUAAAUGCACCCGUUGUCUUCAUUAUGAUUGUUUUGAUUGGUAUUCUCUCGAUGAUCACGAUUUAACACCAUCUGUGAUCGUAAUACGCUGAACUACUUUCCAACUGUAGCACAAACUUGAAUACUAGCCUUGACUGGUUGAUUUUAAAGCAUUUUCACACACACACACACACACCCUCCUGUCAAAUAAAACGAUCGAACUCGGAAAUGCUCCGCAACAGUAACGUGUUUCCAACCCGUUUGAAGAAAAAUUAACUCGAAACUGCAUUUAAGGCAAAACAGCUAUUCAAAAAUUGCCAAACAUGGAGACUGCGAAACUCCUCUACAGCUGCUCUUCAAACCCAAUGGAACAAUGGAGUUACAGCAACGAUUUACGGAUCCCGCUAAGCAACCAAUAGCGUAAUGGAGACGUUUUGCAUCUUACGAAGAAAAAUAUAAGCAAAUAGGAAAGACAAACCACCAGAUCAUAACUUUGAGGAACCAAAAGAACACUACUGGAAAACACAAAACGAUAUAAAACCAAUGUAAUAGUCACAGUGUAAGCAAGAGUCAAAACUAAUACAUCAAGCAUCAUACCAACUCCAGGAGUAAACUAAAGCUCGACAAGAAAUAUCUAAAGAACUAUGAUUGCCUAAACGUAUUUUGCCACACAGCCAACUAAUGAUGUAAGUAAGUUUUAUAACGUAACUGAAGAAAAAACAAAGGGCAAAACAAUAGUAAACCACUGUAACGAAACGAAGCAGGACGAAACUUAACGCAGAAAACGUAAAUCGAUAGGUGCAUAAUAAUAAGAUAGAAAGCAAAUGAACAAAUAUACGUACUAGAAGAUAAGAAACAGAUAACUAUUUCUAUCCACAUGGCGAUUCCUGCUGUACUGAAGUGGGUGGUAAGCUUGAGUAACGAAUCAGCCGUGCCACCUAUCCCUCUUUUCCUUAUCGAAACAAUUUUCCUUAUAAGUUAAACGAUCCAGUGUCCAGUGUGUAAUUUAGGUUCUUAGUAAUACUAAUAUAUGAUCGUAGCUGACAUACAUUGUACCCACAAUAAACGAAGAGCGCAGGGAAAACAGACAGCUCUAUCUUGUAAGACUUUACCAUUUCCCUUUCAUUGCAUAGUACUACGCAGGUAGUUCGAUAUAAGCAACCAGUGUUUUCUCAUCUCAAGAAAUCCAAAUAGCUUGGAUGUGGAAAAAAAACCGUACAAUUACACAUUCGACACAUGUUCAGCGUAGCACGCCUGUUUGGUCGAAUCAAAAUGUCUUAAUGUCUGAGAAGAACAAAACGUUUAAUUAAAUUAAUCAUACUCAAGCUUAACAUGAUCGUUAGUAGUGUAGGGAACAUUUUCGUUUAUUUUUUAUCGUCUAUAAUAAUGUGACACCCGUCCUCUUUUUUCUUCUCGUACUAUGUUUUGUUUCUGAGUUGUGCGUGAGCGUAGAGUUAGGCAUUAGGUUCAUUUUAAAUAUGAUCGUAAGCGAUAGGAACGCUGUUAAAGAAUCGGUUUACGAGCAAUUAAACUAUUAAACUAUAAGCUCAAACGUAAUCGUCUCUAUCUGCGAGUCGAUCGUGUCGAUAGCAGCGGCAGCGACAGCGGAAAACGAAUUGCGCUUUUUAGAGCGCUCUCCAUAUACGUAAUUAAACAUUUAAACUUUAUUUUUAAGGUGCGAUUUUUACACUAAAGCAUGUGUACAAGAAUCUUUAACAAUUUGUGACAUAAGUGAGUACAUUAGUCAAUAACAAUCAAGCAAGAAACUUACCAACCAACUAAAAGCUGAACGUGUUUCCUCUCAUCCUUCAUGCAACUCGUACACGGAUAGUGGGGCACAGAUCGGGAUUCAGCUUUUGCAUUUGACCUGCAUGGAAUAUUCAUAUAUUGCAAUGUAAUGCCAUUUAAACAUUGCAUUCUACUCACUGUGUACACCUCAACAAAAUAUUAUGACGUAAAAGCAAAUCUGUCCAUUUGUUAGAAUUAAUGCGAAGAAAUCACAAGUAAAUAAAUAUAUAAAUAUAUAUAUAUGUGUAUAUAUAUAUACAUACAUAUAUAAACAUAAAAAUAUACACAUCCAUGUGAGUAGUGUAUCAAUAACCGAACGCAAAUCAAGCAACGCAAAGCACAUCUACAUGAGCUGGUCAGAAAUAAGCUAAGCUAAUUAACACAUUUUCCUUCAAGCUCUCAUGCAUUUAUGCGUCAGAUCAAAUCGAACAUAAACUCUUCAGGAGCUCAUACUGAUUCCGUUGUCGGUAUUUACACACGUUGCGUUAGUUAAAAAUGUUGUUGCAUAGAAGAAAUCUGAGUUUGUUUAACGUUUUGUUGCUGCAGAAUUUGUUUCCUUUUUCGUUGGAUAAUUAUCAUUUGAAAAAUUAUUUACCAUCACUGAUUGGUGGAAUGUUUGAAUGAUUGCGUUUAUUGUUUGUUUCUUUCGUUCCGUACAUCAUGUGUUGAACUGCAUUAUUAAUUUAUCUAAAUGCUCGACAUCAUUGUUCAGAGUGGAUGUUGAACGUAUUAGUUUGGCCAUCGUUCAAUGGUGCGUGUCUUAUCGUUGGUUGGAACAGAAGAUUGAUUGCAGAGAAAAGAGCGACGAAAAGGGUUAGCAGUAGAAUACAAGAAACAUUGCAUUAUUUAAUGGACGGUGGAUAAAUGCUUGAAGGUUUUCAUUUGUGUUAUUUUUCCAGGAUAAAAUUUGGACAUAUUUAAAACGAAAUACGUAAUCUAAACCAGAGUUGCAUUAAAGAAAAAAAAGAGUCAUUCAUAGCGUAACGGUAAGCCUUCAUCAACAGUAAGCAAGAUUUUUUUUGCGGAAGAUUAGAGUACCUUAUCGGUGUCAAAAGUAAGCAUUAUCGCGUCAACAGCAACCAUCAUGCAACCAGUCUAAAAUGCCAGCUUGCCAUAACGGACGCACGAAACGCUCUUGCACUUGUAACCAUAACGUGCACUGGAACUCAUUGGCUUAUUUUCUUCUGGAUCUCAUUCAAAAUCGCAUGAACAAAUGUGGCAUAAGCAGACGUAAAAUGGAGUACAUUUCUUAAUAGUAAGUUAAUUAAGCAUGACUGGACGCAUGUGACAGGUGUUCUUUGCUCAACGGUGAGCAUAUAAAUAAAGCACUCCUCGCGAAUGCUACCCUUGAAUACGUAAUCUGGUGUAGGAUAUAGGUUCGAAUAAAAUGUGAAAAAAAAUUCAAUAGCAUAUUUAUGUGUGUGCAAACGGUGAGGAACAAGUAAGGGAAACCUACAAUACUGGAUUGUUUUUGUACAUGACAGUGUAAUGUCUUCUGGAAAAGAGCACAAAAGAAAUAAAAGUGUAAUAAAAUGUAUGAUUCUAACGAAAAA